Trachemys scripta elegans is the source of this 6507-nucleotide messenger RNA. It is a transcript of the gene MFHAS1, whose product is annotated as malignant fibrous histiocytoma amplified sequence 1. The record is from RefSeq and is a predicted model, not a curated record. Lineage: Eukaryota; Metazoa; Chordata; Testudines; Emydidae. The transcript has 4 exons. Gene Ontology annotation, molecular function: protein binding. The annotation marks the transcript as partial.
GGCCUGGAGGAGCUGCCCGAGGGGCUGGGCGCCGCGCUGGGCGGCCUGCGCGUCCUCAGCCUGCGCAGGAACCGCCUGGCCCGGCUGCCCGCCGCGCUGCGCCACCUGGGCCGCCUGGCCGAGCUCGACCUCAGCCACAACCGGCUCGGCGGCCUGGGGGACGGCGAGGCGCUGGCGCCGCUGCGGGAGCUGCGCAAGCUGAGCCUGAGCCACAACCAGCUGGGCGCGGACGGCGCGGCGCUGCCCGGGCGCCUGGGCGCGCUGCGGCAGCUGGAGGAGCUGGACCUGAGCUUCAACCGCCUGCGCCGCCUGCCCGAGGCGCUGGGCCGCCUGCAGCGCCUGCGCUCGCUGGACGUGGACCACAACCUGCUGCCCGCCUUCCCGGCGCCGCUGCUGGAGCUGGGCGCGCUGGAGGAGCUGGACUGCUCGGGCAACCGGCAGCUGCGCGUCCUGCCCGAGGGCAUCGCUGCCUUGCGCUGCCUUAAGAUCCUGUGGCUGAGCGGCACGGGGCUGGGCAGCCUGCCCGAGGGGCUGUGCCAGCUGGGCGCCCUGGAGAGCCUCAUGCUGGACGGGAACCAGCUGCGGGCCCUGCCCGCCGGCUUCGGCCGGCUGCAGCGCCUCAAGAUGCUGAACCUCUCCUCCAACGUGCUGGGUGAGUUCCCCGAGGCCGUGCUGGCCCUGCCCAGCCUGGAGGAGCUCUACCUGAGCCGCAACCAGCUCACCCUGCUGCCUGCCCGCCUCAGCCAGCUGCAUCAGCUCCGCACCCUCUGGUUGGACAACAACCGCAUCCGCUACCUGCCCGACUCCAUCGUGCAGCUCCACAGCCUGGAGGAACUCGUGCUGCAGGGCAACCAGAUCGCCAUCCUGCCCGAGGGCUUUGGGCAGCUCUCCCGGGUCACCCUCUGGAAGAUCAAGGACAACCCGCUCAUCCAGCCGCCUUACGAGGUUUGCAUGAAGGGCAUCCCCUACAUUGCCGCUUACCAGCAGGAGUUGGCACACUCCCAGCCCGCUCUCAAGCCCCGGCUCAAGCUGGUCCUCAUGGGCCUGAAGGAUGCUGGCAAGACCCUGCUGAGACGGUGCCUGAUGGAGGAGGAGCGGCAGAGAGACUCUCCCCUGGCUGCAGCUGGCAAAGAUGCUGGGAGAACCCAGCAGCAGCGAGACAUCACCCUGGGCCUGAUUCCCGAAGGUGUUGGGAAAAUACAGCUAGGACAUAGCCCCAUUACUGAGCCCCGAGAUGCUUUGUCUGCCAAAGGCUCCUCGCUAGGAUAUGCCCCCAUUGAGCAGCAGGACCCACUGCUGUCCCCGUCCCUUAAAGUUGCUGGGAAAAUCAAGUUAGAGCACCAGGACGGCUGCCUGUCUCCAUCCCCAAAAGUUAAUGGGGAAGCCCAGAUAGGACACUUCCCCAUGCUGCUGGAGCGAGACGCCCCCCUGACACCAUUGGUUGCAGGACUUCCAGGGACCAGCCAGGGCAUCGAGGUGACGGACUGGACGGCAGAUGUAGAGAGGGGUCUGACCUUCAUUGUGUAUGAGCUGGCGGGCGACCCUAGCUACGAUGUGAUCCAAUCCUUCUUCCUUUCGCCGGGAGCCCUGUAUGUGCUGGUGGUGAACCUGAGUGCCUACACCCCACAUUGCUUCUACUCCGCAGUGGGCUACUUCCUGCACUGGCUAGGUGCCAAAGUGCCCCAUGCUGUAGUGUGCAUGGUGGGCACCCAUGCUGACCUGUGUGCUGAGCGGGAACUGGAGGAGAAGUGCCUGGACAUCCACCACCAAAUUGCCCUGCAGGAGAAGCGGGAUGCUGAGGGACUCCAGAGUUUGGCCCAGCAGGUGGACAAUGCCCUGGGACAGGACUUUGACCUGCGUUGCUCCAGCCCCCACACUGCCUUCUAUGGGGUUUCAGACAAGAACCUGCGGCGCAAGAAGGCCCAGUUCCAGUAUCUGCUCAACCACCGGCCGCAGAUCCUCUCGCCGGUGCUGCCCAUCAGCUGCCAGGACCACUACCAGGUGCGCCGCCUGCGGGACAAGCUUCUGUCAGUAGCUGAGCACCGGGACAUCUUCCCAAACCUGCACCGGGUGCUUCCCAAGUCCUGGCAGGUGCUGGAAGAGCUGCACUUCCAGCCGCAGGCUCAGCAACUGUGGCUCAGCUGGUGGGAUUCGGCGCGGCUGGGCUUGCAGGCGGGCCUGACCGAGGAUCGACUCCAGAGCGCCCUGUCCUAUCUGCAUGAAAGUGGCAAGCUGCUGUACUUCGAGGAGCAUCUGACUCUGCGGGAGUAUGUAUUCCACAAUCUGCCCAGGCUCAUUGACAUCCUCAAUGUCUUCUGCCAGCAGGACACCACGGUGCUGCUCCAGAAACUGCUCAGUGACACCCAUAUAGAUGAACUGAGAACCACCCAGCUCCACCACUACGUGGAAGGGUUCCUGCUGCAUGGGCUCCUCCCUGCCCAUGUUAUCCGCCUGCUGCUUAAGCCCCAUAUCCAGAGCCGGGAGGACCUGCAGCUUAUCCUGGAGCUGCUGGAGAAAAUGGGGCUCUGCUACUGCAUCAAUAAGCCCAAAUGCAAACCCCUGAAUGGGGCCACUGCCUGGUACAAGUUCCCCUGCUAUGUGAAGAAUGAGGUGCCCCAUGCAGAGGCGUGGAUUAAUGGUACAAACCUGAGUGGACAGUCUCUUGUCAUUGAACAGUUGCAGAUUGAAUACACCUUCCCCUUCAUUUUCCCACCUGGGUUAUUUGCACGCUACAGUGUCCAGAUUAACAGCCAUGUGGUUCAGCGGUCUGAUGGCAAAUACCAGAUUUAUGCCUACAGGGGGAAGGUGCCUGUGGUGGUGAGUUACAGGCCUGCUAGGAGUACUCUGCAACCAGAUACUCUGUCUAUUGCUAGUCACGCAUCUCUACCAAAUAUAUGGACAGCCUGGCAAGCUAUUACCCCCUUAGUGGAAGAACUGAAUGUACUGCUUCAAGAAUGGCCAGGUCUGUACUACACUGUGCACAUCCUCUGUUCCAAGUGCCUUAAAAGAGGAUCGCUGAACCCCUACGCUUUUCCAGGAGAAUUGCUGAGUCAGCCUAGACCAGAGGGAGUGAUGGAGAUAAUCUGCCCCAGGAAUGGCAGCGAGCGAGUCAAUGUCGCCUUGGUUUACCCCCCCACCCCGACACUCAUCAGCCCUUGUUCCAAGUGAGCUCUGAGAGACGCACGGACCCCCAAUUUCAGUACACGCCAAAAACCCUACAUAAGACAAGCCCUCGCUAAGCAUUUUUGAAUACUAGCCGCCACAGAGCCCAGGGACUGUUCUAAUUAUUAGUGGGAUGUGGACAUCCCCUUCUCAGAAUAAAGAUGAAUGGUAAUGCUAGUGCUAAAGGUUUUAUAUCGGGCGGCAUGUGAAACUGCGGUGUGGCUGAAGGAUCUGUAGUGCUACUGUCUCUCUUGGGUUUGGAGUCCUGCCUUUACAACGAGACCAGAUUUUGGAACUCUGAACUAUUUGAAGUGGGAACACAGCUGAGUGUGUCUCUCCUGAGAUACCCUUGAGAACUUAAGUGUACAGUGCAAUCUGAAGGUCACUGAUGACCAGAUGUGACGUGAAACAAUAGUCUUGCAGCAAUCAGAUGGCAGCAUUCUUGGCUGGAGAUGAAACACUGGGAUUGAAAUUCUAUGGACCCUUUGAUUACCUGCUGUGCACCCAUUUAGACCUGUUGAUGAAUGUAAAAAUGUUCUCAGUGCUGUUUCAUUCAGAUGUAACUGAAGAAAAGUCAGUGGAGACUUGCUGUUAUGGAGUUUCAUGGAGUUGUUUCCUUACAGAGGAAGAAACUAGUGAUUUGUUGCUGUGAUAAGUGAGGAAAAGAAAACUCCAGACUGGAAUCUCUUUCCCAGCUGGAGGACCGUUUCCUGAUAACUCAGCGUGAUCUAUGGACACACUAACAAGAAGAGUUCAGCUGUUUUCAAGGAAUAAAUGCCGUGGCUUGGUAAAGCAGAACUGAGUAAAUGUUUUACACCUGAACCUCAGAAUUAUGAUCAUCCUCCAAGGAAGAGCUGCUUGACAAACGAACAGUGUGAACGGCUUCUCAGGGAUUCUGUUUGCUGUACACAAAUAGCCAUAAUGUUGGGAUUGAUGGCAGUAUUUAGAGCACUCCAGUUUGGUUCUAUUUCAUGUGGAAGCGGGAUCACUCAUCUGAAGUUCACUGCUGUUCAGUAACUAGUGUAGAACAAUGUGGUUUAUCUUUAUUUUUGUAAUGUGCAAAACCAUUUAAUUUUCUACACAGUUUAAAGCUUCUAGUAUUAGUGACCACUGAGUGCAAUAUUCUGCUUGGAGCCCUGCCAAAUAGCCCUUGGGUUCUUGGUUUGUUGUCGAUAUGUUCAAGUAUCUAUCACUGUUCUUUUGUCCCUCACACACAGUGUUAGCUCACCAAGUACGCUCCAGGCUAUCACUGUUGAGCAGCUCACAGGAGCGGCUGCUUCUGGAGACGUUCUCCUCUCUCCACGGUGAGGAUAUGCUGCCUGAUGUUCAUCGUCCCUGUCUCUCUCCGCUUCCAAGAAACCCAAAAGAACCCCCCAGAACAAGGUGGUGGCAGCCAGAAGAUGCUAGUUUGGGAAUACCCUCACUGCCAAGUGCCAUGCUUCAGCACAGCACAAUGGCAAGGAGCAGGGGGACUAGGCAUUCAAUGAAAAUAACCUGUUGCUAAUCACAGGCCAAGCACCAGUGAGACUGGUGUCGCUGAGCUCAGAAUGGAGACCAGGGAAAGGUGGGCAGGGAAACAUACAUUUUCAGCCUGCAUGCACACCCCUCGCUGUCAUACUAUGCUUGGGAGUUAAUGAACUGUCACAAUCAAGUAGGGUUUUUAAACCACUCGGGUGUUAUGUACGAUGGGUCCUUGGCAGGAGGGCAGGGCACUCGCUAUUUGAGAAUAUGUUCUGAGGGUGUAGAGCGCACUGGCUGUAUCGGAGAAGAAUUUACUUCAAUUAGUAGGGAAUUCAACUCCUUUUAAGUAGGAGGAUAAAUUCCCAGCAGCCAACAUUCUCAACCAGAGAGCACCAUAUUGUGCUCACUAACCUGUUUCCAGUCUCCAGGUUGCUGGCUGAUCUGUGUUCUACAGAAAUAGCACAGUUCAGAAGGGCAAACCAAUAAAUCAUUUGCCCUUGGGGCAACAAUGGGAGGCAGAUAGCACCAUUAUUCCUUGGGGGGUGACCAGUAGCAUCUUAUAUUGCAUUUCAAAGCAGAAUCCCAAAGAGGUGGUUCAGUUAAAUGAAGCUCAAAUGCAGCUGCUUGCUUACUUUGUGUGUUGACAGAAAAUGUGCAUAACUAUAUGUACGUAAUCAGUGAGAGCAUGGAAAGGUGGGAACUCUGUCAGUGGAUAGUACUUUACAUGUCUUGUAUAGUGAGAAAUCUGGGGUAUUCUUGCAGUACUGGAUUGUUGCUGGACCACGUACGUCCCUGUUGUAACUGCAUUUGACAUCUCUGGAGUUCUUACCGAGAGGAGUUUGGCUCCAUAGCUCCAGUUUCUGCUGACUGCUUAGCCUAAGGCCAGAGUUGGGCUGACUAGUCCCUUUUCAACGUGCAUUGUUCUCUCCAGGUUCGGCCUUUGCUAAACGCUUUAGGACUCCGUUUUAAAUCUGAAUACAGCUGAGGUCUAAGAAUGAAUUGGGGUUAACCAGGCGUGUCUGUACUCAGUCUCUGAAGGCAGCUCGGGGUUUGUGUAACAGGAGAUGGUUUCCCUUGGGCAGUCCCCCGUAAGGUGUUUGGUAACUAUAAACCUUGAAAGUAAAGGCAGGUGCGUGUGUUCAGCUUCUCUGGGGGCAGUGAGCAUGCUUGGUCCCUGCUAUAGCGCUUCUGGUCAAUGGGGGUCAUACCAGGGUGAGUUAUUUUUUGUUGUUGAUACCUAAAGCUGCCAAAGCAGCAAAGCCUGUGCCCAGGUGUGACAGGCGCUGUGCUGGCAGGGUGCAGGAAAUGUGUGAGACUGGCUGAAGAGACAAACAGUUGGAAAUGCUCCUUCGCUGGGCAGGACCAUUAACCCUCUGUGCAGGAAGCUCCUUUCUGUCUCAUCGCCUGGGAGUUUUGCAGCCAGACUCCCCGGGAGCUCAGCUGUUGAGACCCCAGGCGGGAUCCUGUUGGGACAGCAUCACUGGAAGAACCGUGUCAGGCUCUUCAGGAAAAGGCCAAAGUUCUACUCCAGUAAGCACAAGAGAAACGAUUCUGCCCAGGCAAGCCGCCCCCUGCCUCCCCCCCCCCACCAGGCCAGAAACUGCCCCCUGAGGCUGUUCUGUCUUCUACUUGUGCCCCUUGAGGUAGAAAAGCCAUUUCCCAGGUUUGUGACAAGGCACUGCCCAAGUGUUUUUCCUUCCUAAAAGGUUCACUUGCCUAUGUUGGACCUGUCCUUGUGAUUUGCACUCUUGCAAGAACAGCAAGUGGUGUUGGUGUACAGCUGAUGCCGCAGCUACAGUUAUCCAUUAAUCUCCAUAACUGGGUAGAAAUUUACAAAUUAUCCUUGCCAAAAAGAUUGACAAUAAAUCUGAUCUUAACUUGAAA